Messenger RNA from Euleptes europaea (tarantolino), 2400 nucleotides. It is a transcript of the gene SEMA4A, whose product is annotated as semaphorin 4A. Gene Ontology annotation, biological process: axon guidance; neural crest cell migration; negative chemotaxis. NCBI's taxonomy places the organism in Eukaryota, Metazoa, Chordata, Lepidosauria, Squamata, Sphaerodactylidae. The record is from RefSeq and is a predicted model, not a curated record. Gene Ontology annotation, molecular function: chemorepellent activity; semaphorin receptor binding. The transcript is spliced from 14 exons. The coding region runs from base 1 to 2394 and encodes 797 amino acids.
AUGAGGCCUGUCCAGCCUUCCUACCUUUUGUGGUGCCUUCUCGUACUCACUGCUGACCUGGCUGCAGAUCUGACACCAAGGGUGACCGUCCGGAGUGGGGACGCAAAUAGGUUCAUCCCCUCUUUCAGCCAAGACGGGGUUCUGAACUACGAUACUUUCCUCCUGAGCGAAGAUGGGGAGACGCUUUACGUGGGAGCCAGAGACACCAUCCUUUCGCUCGAUAUCAGAAAUUCCUCCCCUGUCAAGCUGAAGGGUUUGGUACCAUGGAAGGCCUUGCCUGAGAAAAAGGAAGAAUGUGUUUUUAAGCAGAAAAGCCUCGAGACAGAUUGUUUCAACUUUAUCCGUGUCCUAGUGCCGUUGAACAACACGCACCUCUAUACCUGUGGGACGUAUGCUUUCAGCCCCACCUGUACCUAUGUUAAACUGGAUAAUUUCAGCCUGGCUACUGAUGAAAACGGACAGCCCCUCUUCCAGAAGGGGAAGGGCCUCUGCCCCUAUGAUCCUAACUAUGAUAAUACUGCCAUUGUUGUUGAUGGAGAACUUUACACAGGUACUAUGAACAACUUCCAAGGCAGUGAGCCCAUCAUCACCCGCACCCUGGGCAACAGAGGAGUGCUGAAGUCCGAUUUCUUCUUUACCUGGCUGAAUGCCGAUGCGGCUUUCGUGGCCUCGUUCAACAUCCCAAGUCCCCCGGAGGACGACGACAAGGUCUACUUCUUCUUUUCGGAAACGGGCGAGUACGACUUCUUCGACAAAAUGAAGGUUUCCAGAGUGGCUCGUGUGUGCAAGAACGACGUUGGAGGAGACAAAGUGCUGCAGAAGAAAUGGACCACCUUUCUGAAAGCUCAGCUCUCCUGCUCCCACAAGGGGGAGUUUCCAUACAACGUCAUCCAGCACGUUAUCGCUGUCCCGCAGAAGGGAGGCGGUACUCUUUUCUACGGCAUCUUUGCUUCUCAGUGGUGGAGGGGAAAUCUGCGGAGCUCGGCGGUCUGCGUCUUCGACUUCGAGGCCAUCAAACAAGCCUUUGAUGGGAAAUUCAAGGAGUUCAACAAGGAUUGCUCGCAAUGGAUGACCUAUAACGGGCCGGCAAUUGAUCCCCGCCCGGGCAGUUGUUCGGUUGGCCCUUCUGCAGACAGAGCCCUGACGUUCAUUAAAGAACACUUCCUGAUGGACGAGAAGAUUUUGCCCGACCAAAACCAGCCUCUCCUGGUGAAGCAGAAUGUCCAAUACACUCGGAUUACGGUCCACCAGACCUCAGACAUUGCUGGGGAUCCGUACGUUGUGAUGUUCUUGGGGACAGAUGAUGGUUUCCUUCACAAGGUAGUCAUUAUUGCCACGCAACCUCACAUCAUCGAAGAGAUACAGUUGUUCAAGGAGCCUGAACCUGUUCGGAAUAUGCUGCUCUCCCCUGAAAAGAGCAUCCUUUAUGUGGGCUAUUCUAAAGGCGUACUGCAAGUACCGCUGGCCAACUGCAGCAUGUACGGGAGCUGCUUGGAGUGUGUGCUGGCACGAGAUCCCUACUGUGCCUGGGAAAGACAUCACCAAAAAUGCUCUAGAGUCCAAGAGGUGGAGGACCCAAGUAACUGGCUGCAGGACAUCAAGAUCGGGAAUGCCAGUCUCAGAUGCCAAGGCAAGAACAAACGCUUCCGAACUUGGAUGAGGUCUCCGAACGACUCUGACAACGGAGUUGUAACAACUUUGACCUCUUCGUUGAACUCCAUGGUACGGCUGACCUGUCCUCACACUUCCGCCCUGGCCAGCUACAGUUGGAACUAUCCAGCGGAGGAGAAGGCGGAAGGAUUGGUCGUGGAAGACAACAACGUCCUGAUCGUUAUUGUCCAGAGGGCCUCCCUGGGCAUAUACGAGUGCUUGUCCAAUGAGAACGGGUACCAGCAGGUGGUGGCCAGGUACCGCGUGCUCACCCCGAAGUACCCCGACAUCCUGGGCAACAGCUACAAAGAUGGCAUCGCCGAGGAGGGCCUGCCGCACCAGGCCAUGCCAGCAGGCAAGCAGAAUUCUUACUGGGUCCAGUUUGUGACUGUGACUGUGCUCCUGUCGAUGACCUUAGCUAUCACCGCGGCUUUCGCUUUCUUCACUUACCACGACCGGCUGAAAGCCAAGAACAAAGUUCAGGGGUCCAAUGCCCCUGAAGGCGGCAGAGCGUCUGGGCAACAGAAGAGCCUCCUGAACAACUCCCCGAGCGCCCCGCAAGGCAACGAGUACCAGAUGCAGGGCCCCCAGCAAGAAGGGGCCGCUAAUGGUUCCAAACACUGCUGCGUGCAGCCGGAGGGAGCUUUUCAAGUGAUCGACGUCGACAACAAUCGCUUGAACUCCUCCUUGCUGAAUGGGGACGACUCCAAGAAGGCCGUGGCGGUGGGCGGGAGCCUGGCUUGAUUUGGC